AUGGCUCAACCUACCAAACGUCGUCGCAUCGACCCAGCGGCCACCCUGUCUAAGCCGUUCAAGUCUCCUUUGCGCCGAUCCGCCCCUACCACUGAUGCGCAACCCUCCACACCAACCCCAAAAACCGAAGAACCAAUUCCCUCUGUACCCCAAGAGCUCUCAAAAGAAACAAAUUCAUCCAUACCAGACACUCCGAUGCCGACCAAGCGCAAAUCAAUCCUCAAUCCUCUGCCCCAUACCCCAAAGUCGUUCCAAGCAGCAGACCCCGACAUCAUCGCGCUCCAAAAACAGCAACGUGCCAUACAGUCACGGCUAGCCGCGCUGCGCUCAGAACUCGACCAGGCAAAACAAGCUCUCGGACUUGAGACGUCAGAUAAAGAUACCGAACUUGAAGCUUUGAUUGUCAAAUGGCGCCUUAUCAGCCAGAACGCUGCCGAUGAAGCCUUUACAAGCGCCGAAGAGCGAGUCAAACGUAUGGGUGGGAUGACUGUGUGGAAGGAGCAGUCGAAGCGGGAUUCGACUCGGUGGGAAUGUGACGAGGAGAAGCGUGAGGUGGAGCACGUUGAUGACGAGAUUGAUCCACGAGAGAUUGAAGAACCAGAUGACCAAGGCACUGCAGUUAAUGAGGACACCGAUGAAGAGUUUACUAUGGAGUUCAUGUUGAAGACGUUGCACAUUGAUCCCAAAUUGAUCGGCUACGAUACGAAGGCUCAACGAUGGAUCAAGACCGUUGCCAUCCCCGCAUUUGUCUUCUUCUACUGCUGCAUGUCGCGCCCACUGAAGCAUAGAGAUAUAGCCUGCGCUCGCUGCUUCCGACUAAAGCGCAAAUGUGACCAUGCAAAACCAUCUUGCAGCGAGUGUCGCCGCAAAGGUGCUGAAUGCCUGCCCGCGAGGUCUCGAAAAGCGGGCGAUAACAUUACCAUUCCGCUCAGUUAUCUGAAACAGUUGGAGGCACGAGUCGCAGAGCUAGGUCGUCCCAGUCAAACUGCGCCUUUGCAGAACACCUGCGAUGUUGGAGUUCAGACCGAUAUCGACUUGGGUUUCGAUGCGCAGCAAUCGCUAACUGGCCCCGAUAUCAGUGAACUUAAUAAUGCUCUUACAUUCCCCGGGGUACAAUUGGCUAGUCCAAAGCUAUGGCGAACGCCUGGCUACCUCUCACCGGAUUCAUUCUCCGCCUUUUUCGAUAUCCCGUGGAUGGACAUGGCCCCGUUGACUCCAUUCGCUUCCGACGAUACCCCAUGGCUGAAAGAGCUCUACGCAAACAUGUAUUUCUCGGUCACUCAUCGUGAGUGGCCCUUUUUGGAUGAGGCCAUCUGGAAAUCUUGGCAUACCAACGGGGUUUCCGAUGGACAGGAUGAAUGGAGAGCAUUCUUCUUGCAAAUGGUUUAUGCAAUUGGUGCAUCUCUAUUCAGCACUCUGCAGCGAGAUACUUCGCAUUCAUUCCGCUCCAAAGAGUUCUAUACUUCGGCAAUGAGGUACUAUCCCCAUGUUGUCGGACAUUCAUCCAUGCUGUUACAAAUACAAGCUUCGUUGUUGAUGAUUCUAUAUGCGUUGCAUUCUCCUUCAUCAGAGGAGAUAACGACCAGCGUGGGCUCCGUUCUACCCUUCUGUGUGGCCACAAUGGCCGAAAUUCGAAAACAUGCAGCUUUGUCAAGUGAAAUUGGAUCGGGGACUGGGGUCGAUGACGUUCUCCUGGAGAAGAUGUUCAUCACAUGUUAUAUGCUUAACGAGGUCAUUGUUUCUGGCUGGGACAGGCCGGUGUCUGCUGCGUAUCGAGUCGUGGAUGAUGAUAUGUGUUCUCUCGGAGAUACACUCCAGCCUGCACUGGGUAUUAAUCCUGCUCUGAGUCACCUGUUUAGGCUUCGCAAGAUUCAAGCAAAUAUAAGAAGAUCUAGGGAAGCAUUGCCUUGCCAAGAUCUCGUCGGAGACUUCAAAAGCCGUCUGUCAUUGUUCAAACCAGCAUUGGACAGCUGGAGACAGGAUAUACCACAGAAUGCUUUGAAAAACGUUCAAAGCGGAUAUCUCCAUCCGAUAUGGAUGCAGAAGCUGUACGAUUACAGUUUAUUGAUUUUAGGCGAAGGGACAAGGGAAUUCACCGAGAUGGACGGGAUGAAAGACAUGGUUGCUGCAAUCGUGGAUGUCUGCCUCAACUUCAGGAUGCUACAGGAAGAGGGACAUGUGAUGUGCUAUACAUGGUCUGCACUCGUUUUCCAGUUCCGUGCAGGAAUUAUGCUUCUCUAUAUUGCUUGGACGACAAGAUCCAUGUCUGAUUGUAGAGAUCAACAGAUCCAACAGUCGAUUCAACAAGCUAUCUCUACGUGCACGACGAACCUGACUGUUUUUGGUGACCGUUGGACGGAUGCGAUGCCCUAUCUACGCGUGUUUGAGUUCCUACACCAGAAGAUUUUGCAGCCUGGAGAUGCAUUUGAAGUUGAAAAUGAGACUGUGGUCUCACUUGAAGAAGCUGAGUUGAAUUUGGGGCAAUUGAAAAAGAGGUACCUACAUCGCGCGGUGCUCGGCAUGAUAGAGGAUAUGAUGUAUGGUGGAAUUGUACAAGAAGAGCUCCUGGAGGAUGAUUUGAUGGAGUUUGUCCAAGGUGAAAGAGACGAGCAUGAUCUCAGCAUUGUACAUUGA
Molecule: messenger RNA, 2634 nt
Organism: Penicillium brevicompactum
Lineage: Eukaryota; Fungi; Ascomycota; Eurotiomycetes; Eurotiales; Aspergillaceae
Product: putative DNA repair protein Dds20/Mei5
Exons: 5
Coding region: 1-2634 (877 amino acids)
Biological process (GO): regulation of DNA-templated transcription; DNA recombination
Molecular function (GO): zinc ion binding; DNA-binding transcription factor activity, RNA polymerase II-specific
Source: RefSeq, a predicted model, not a curated record